AAUUUUUCUUCUGAAAAAAAAAAAAAAAUCCAAACGAGUAAUGUGAUUAUUGAAGAGGGAAGAAAAGGUUAUGAAGAUAAUUGUCUGUCUGACUGUCUCCAAGCUUCGUAUCUGAUCGAUGGACAUCACAUGGAUUUCAUCUCUGCCUUAGCGCCUUUAUCUUCACAAAUCCCUUAGUAAUCUUCCUGCUAUUUCUCUCUCUAAUCAAGGUACGAUUCCCAAUUUCAUCUUUCUUUUGAUGUGUGUCAAAUUCAGCUACAGAAAUGAUGCAAACUACAUACAGUAGCUCAAUCAUAUCACUAAGAAGAGCCUACGAUUACUGUUAUUACUCAAACGAAAGAUGCCCGUCAACUUAUUGUUCUUGUUGCUGUUCCUUUCCCAUCUAUUCUUGUACUCCUAAAUUAAUAAUACCCACAAACCCUAGUUUUUUAUAUGGGUUAAGACAGUCCUCUUUGAUUCAAUGUCCUUCAAGGAGAUUCACUUUAGGAUCUAGUGAUAGGAAGUACUGCUGCAGGUCAUUGAUUUAUGAUGUGGGUCAUUGUUGUUGUUAUGAAUCAUGCUGUGUUAAGGGAAGAGUUGAUAGACUUAUUACCAAAAGUUGUAAAGAAAGCUGUUGUGUUAAAGAGAAGAGUAUUGAUGUGAAUAGAAUUGUUAAGAGUAGUAGGAUGGGUAAGCCGAACCGGGAUUUUAGAGUUUAUGCAAUUGGAGAUGCUGAAGCUAUGCUCGAUUUGUUGAGUGAGGAAGUUAUUGAGGAACGUGUGAAUGUUAGGGAGAGAAAUAGGAGCUUUACCCAAGAAGGGAAAGGUGUUAGGAAGCAAAAUGUUGUGAUUGAGAAUCUAAGGGAUGUAAAGGGUAAUGUGGAUUGUGGAUAUAGCAGGAAGAGUGAAAUGAAAAGACAUCAAUUGGAGUUGGGAAGGGUUGGGUUUAGGAAUUCAAGUGAUAAGAAGACAAGAGAAAGAGAGAACCUCUAUAGAGGCAAUGAUGUAAGGUUGAGGAAAAUGGAAUCUGGCUCAUCUUGCUGUUCUUUGUUGGAUUCAGGGGACAUUGAUAGUGAUACGGAUGUUGAGAUAAAGCGGGUGCAGCUCGUUGGAGAGUCUUCUACCGCCAAUAAAAAGGAUGGAAGGAAAAGUAGUGGUGUUGUGAUUAGAGAAGAGACUAAACAAAACUGGGAGAGGUAUAGGAAUGAGAAAGAUCAAGAGUUGCGAAGUAGCACGAGAGAUGAUCGAAGAAUUAGUAGCUCUAUUCAGCGAGAUUGUAGAAAUAAGUCUGAGGGAAGUAAAUCGUGGAAUGAAUCUGUUAGUCAGUCUCAGUUAUCCGGGGCUAAAGAAAUAAACUCUAUGAUUGCUUCAAGUUCGAAAAAGCAAUCUAGUUAUGGCAAUGAGAAGUCAACUUCGGAUGUGACAUUGGUUGGACAAUCGAGUUCUCACAAUCAAAUAGACAAAAGAGCUGAUAGAUUCGUGAAAUCUAGCAGUCAGCAUGAACAUUCAACGCACAAUAAUAGAGAAAAUAUUGUAACAACUUCUGAUGCAUGGAGAAGAUUUAGUCAGGAUGAAGAUUCAAAUAUAGCUGAUAAUUUGGUUCAGGAAGCAGGGUGUGACUACUGCAAAACAUGUGGUAGAAGCAUGGAGGAAAGGGAGAGGCGGUUAGAGUUUCAACAGCAUAUGAAGCAAUCAGAGAUGAAUGCUGAUGGUAAGUUGGCCAUAAAUGCAGAAAGUUUGUUGGAGAAUAGCUAUAGGAAGCAGGAAAGGAAUUCAAGUUCACUUCAAAGUUCAAUUGAGGAGGAGAGAAACCAGCUGAACCAAGUUCACGAGGUGACUGAACAAGGCAGUGUAAAGGCAAAAUCCCAAUAUUAUCGAGGAACAGUAUUUAGUGAUGAUCGUCACGAGCAAAGCAAUUUAAGGGUAAUGCGGCAAUCAGAAGCAAUUACGCAAAGUAAGGAGGAGAAGUCAAGAACAUCAGAGAGUCGGUACGAAACGAGACGUAGAGCAGAACCGAAGACUUCAAGCUCAUUUCAUAUUUCAGCCAAGGAUAGUGGGCAGGAUGAUCAAAUAUACCUGAUGACUGGUCAAGUUGAUGCAAGGAGAAGAUCCCAAAAGCACAAUAAGAUUAUGAAAACUGAUGCUAGUUAUCUUCAGAGUACUUCAAACACACAGAAACAAUCUGAAACUGGAUUGAAGCAAUUGGAGGGAAGUACAAUCUCACUUGAUGCAGCUGUGGAAGGAAAAGGACUGCAUGAGGAAUCACUAGGCAAAGUGACUAAGGAUAUUGAAUCGCACAAAGUGUCUCAUACUGAGAUAAGUGAUUCGCGAGUUCAUUCUUCCAAUUUGGAGAUAGAUCGUCAAUCUGUAUUUGAUAAGAAGAUUCACAACGAGCAAACGUAUUCAAAAGUGAAGGUGAAAUCUGUAGAGGAAUCAGUAGAGAAACGCAAGUGGAUUGAUGAAACAAUGGUCCAAUCUACGGUUUGUAUGGAGGCACCAGGGAUUUCUAAAGGACAAGUUUCUCAAUCAGUACCUUUAGUUUCUCAGUUUAGUGAAGAAGAAGCUGAAAGUGGACAGUUUUCAGUUUCACCUCCACCUUACCAUUACUUAGACAGAAGAUCCCAUUCCCAUAAGACGUUGGGCAGUCCUGUGAGAAAUGACAUGGGAGGGGCCAUGGAAAUGGGCUCUGGAACUACACUUGGAAGAAUGUCGUCAUUGUAUGGUGAAAUUGAUGACCGUAGAACCAAGGCCAGUGAAGAGUAUUCUUCAGAGAGCAUGCUAGUUUCUGCUGCACGUAUGCAAGAAUCAUCGAAUUUGAUUGUUGAUGAAUUUUUUGAGAAGUUGAGCCAUGAAGCAUCAACUUCUGAGAUUAGUCCUGAGCAGAAACUACGAAAAACAGAUAUAAAGCAUCAAGGUAAUAUCCCUAUGUUGAAAAGAUCAACUCAAUUGGAUACUGAUAAGACAUUAGAGAAGCAAGGUUCAAACCAUUCGUCUGGCAUUUCUAGUUCUGAUUCAGAGAUGAAAAGGUCCCAGAAGCUUAAUUCAGAGAAUUCAUCCCCACAUUCUGUAACCAAGGGAUCCUCAGAUCAGAUGUGGGAAGUAAAAGAUCACAUUGUUGAAGAAGUGUCGGAAAGGGGAACAUCAGAGGGUGCAACUUCUGAAAGUGUUGUUACUGUUCGGACAGGAAAGUUUUUGUGGAACGUUGUUGCUAAUAUAUGUCGACUUCGAUGGAGUUCACAUUCUGAUUCUGAAAAGCAGAAAUCCCCCGUUAGAGCACAGAGCUCUCCAAGUGGCUCUGCUGGUGAGACAUGGUUUUCUGGAGAUGAUGCAGAGGAAGCAAGUAGCGAAGGCAUGAAAGCCGAGCCGAUUAAUUUGCUGCAGAAAACUACUUCUGAUCCCUCUCCACCGGGGACCUCUGGAAGUCAAAAGGGGGAUGUGGUUGUUAAUGCGAGCUCGUCUUCCUCUUCUAGUCCCUUACAGAUUAGUUCAUUAUCAGGAGGUGUCAUUGUUGGUGAAAGUGCAAACUUGGAUGUUCCACAACAUAUGUCUAUACCAAUCCCUUCUGUAGAUUUGUCAAUAGAUUCUGCUAGGAAAUUGAAAAGAUCAUUUGCUUUUGAAGACGUUGAUGACUCGGAGAAAAAUGAGGAACCCGUUGGCUCUCCUGAGGAACAGAGGGAUUAUGCUGCUGAGGAGAGGCACACUGAUGUUUCUGGUUCUCAGGGAAUUGAUAUUUCUGCUUCUGAGGAAACUGAUGUCGAAUUUAAAAGAAAGAGGCUUCAACGUAGCAAGCUAGUUUUGCAAAGGUUUGAUGAGUGGGAAGAUGCUUAUAAACGUGACCGUGAGCAGAAAAAAGUUGAUGAAAUUUUCAUGAGGGAAGCACUUUCAGAAGCAAUAAAGGCUGCUGAUUCGUGGGAAGUUCCCAUUGGUGCAGUACUGGUUCAAAAUGGGAAAAUUAUUGCUCGUGGGUACAAUCUAGUGGAGGAAUUGAGGGAUUCAACUGCCCAUGCAGAGAUGCUUUGCAUAAGGGAGGCCUCAAAUGUUCUUCGCACGUGGAGGCUGUCGGAAACCACCCUCUAUGUAACGCUGGAACCAUGUCCCAUGUGUGCUGGAGCUAUUCUUCAAGCAAGAAUCAGUACCCUUGUUUGGGGUGCUCCUAAUAAGCUUCUUGGAGCUGAUGGUAGCUGGAUAAGGCUAUUUCCAGAAAGUAUGGAAGGAGAAGAACGCUCGGAUGUGGCAGAUAAGCCAGCCGCUCCUGUACACCCUUUCCACCCUAAGAUGAACAUUCGAAGAGGGAUACUACAAGAAGAAUGCGCUGAUAUAAUGCAGCAAUUCUUCCAACUCAAGAGAAGGAAAGCCAAGGCUGAGACUCCAUCCGAGGAUCCCGCUCAGCCGUCUUGUUUUCCGAAACCUCACCAUCGACCAAAGUUGCUGCAUAAAAUGCAUAAUGUAUUCCAUCCUUCGAAACAGUCCGAUUAAUUUUCACUUGAAUGUAGAUUUGUGAUUUGAUACCAUGGAAAUUUCGGGUUGAGUCAAGUGGUGUGUAUAGCCAUCACAAGUAUAUACUCCUAUGAGUUACCAGUAUUAACUUCUUUUUCGUAUCUUUUAAAGAUUUAUCAACCAUAUUUUGUUGCGCAAAAA
Messenger RNA from Amaranthus tricolor (Joseph's coat), 4616 nucleotides. RefSeq names its product tRNA(adenine(34)) deaminase, chloroplastic. Gene Ontology annotation, biological process: tRNA wobble adenosine to inosine editing. Gene Ontology annotation, cellular component: chloroplast. The record is from RefSeq and is a predicted model, not a curated record. Bases 264 to 4454 code for a protein of 1396 amino acids. Gene Ontology annotation, molecular function: tRNA-specific adenosine deaminase activity. The transcript has 4 exons. Lineage: Eukaryota; Viridiplantae; Streptophyta; Magnoliopsida; Caryophyllales; Amaranthaceae.